Messenger RNA from Microthlaspi erraticum, 1119 nucleotides. The record is from the annotation of a GenBank genome assembly. Lineage: Eukaryota; Viridiplantae; Streptophyta; Magnoliopsida; Brassicales; Brassicaceae.
AUGACGAACAUAAUAAACCUUCCAGAAGAUCUAGUAGUGGAGAUAUUCUCUAGGAUUUCGGCUGUAUCUCUGGCGCAGCUGCGAUCAACAUCGAAAGGAUGGAACGCUCUGAUCGGAGAUGGGAGACUUGCCAAGAAGCACUCUGCUAAUGCACCAAAGCAGUCUCUGGUCAUCGUGGUUACUAAUCUUAGGGUUUGUCUAUUGAGCGUCGAUCUCCGUGGAAUGCACGACAACGUUGCUCCAUCUGCUAAGGUCUCAGCUCCGUUUAGCUUGAAAGGUCCUAAACCACAUGCUUCAGAAGAAGUCGAUAUACGCGAGGUCUUUCACUGCGACGGCUUAUUGUUGUGCACCACCACAGACGAUAGACUCGUUGUUUCGAACCCGUGUUCCGGUGAAACAAGGUGGAUACCGAUCCCAUCAAAACAUUAUGACAAGGAAAUCCACAUGUAUGCUCUCGGUAAAUCCUCGUGCAACAAGUACAAAAUCUUGAGAGUGGAUCGCCUAAAUCGUUACGAGUACGAAAUCUAUGACUUAACCUCCGAUUCGUGGACGUGUGUUGGUGUGAUUACGGACUUGUACUCGAGUGGUGGCAUUGCGAUGAAAGGAAAUACUUACUGGUGUUCUCGUUCACCAGAGGGUCCCUUGUUAGUAUGUUUUGAUUACUCAACAGAGAAAUUUACGAGGAUGUCUCUUCCGGAGGACCCGGAUGAUACUCUUGCUCACUCUGCUUUGAAUUUAACAGUGACUAGAGAAGGGCAACAGCUUUGUUUGUUAUCUACAUCUUUCUCUGAGACAACAAACCAAAUAAACGUAUGGAUUACAACUAAGAGUGAGAGUCCUGGAGCAAUGUCAUGGAGUAAGUUUGUAACACUGUCGCGAACGCGAGCCGAUUUAAUCUCUCGUCUUCAGUUUAUGAUGGGGACACGUUUCUUGUUCGACGAGGAGAACAAGGUUGUUUUGUCUUGUAAUGGCCCCACGGAGCACUCCAAGAACAUCAUACACAUUAUGGGAGACGAUAAAUACAUAGACGUGAAUCAUCAUGGUGCAGAACCUACAUCUCCUGACUGCUUUCUCCUGAGUUAUGUUCCAAGUUUGGUUCAAAUCCAACAAGCUAUCUAG